AUGGACCGAGUAUAUACACAUUUGUAUAUAACGUUAUCUACUCGUUUACAACUAAACAUUUAUAUAUACGUUUACGCCCAUACUACAUGUAUAUAUAUAACCUUACCUUCUUUUUUACAACUAUUCAUGUAUAUAUAUCUUAACACUCAUACACGUUUUAACACGCAUGCGUUUAAAUUAAGUUACAUUAAAUGUUUAAUAUAUCAAUUUUAAUUAAUUAUUAAAAUUAUAAUUAUUGAGACUAAAACUUAAUAUAUAGCCAUGCCCACUUGUUUUACACUAAGCAUGUCUGUACACAUUAACGCACAUACACGUUUAUACACGAUUUUUGAGCUACAUUUAAUAUUUGUUUCCAUUUUGAUAUUAAUUCAUCAAUACCAUUCUAAUGCUAUUGUUAACAAUAUUAGUAUAGCGUUAUGAGAUAUGUCAUACUUUGAAGAAGUUUUAUUAUCGAUUAUAUUCACUGAUUUGUCAAUGUAUAUACAUGAUUAUGAUAUUUUUACAAACUGGCAUUCGUUUGAGCUGGGGUUACAAAAUAUGUGUAUGAACUAUAUGCUGGAUAUAAUCAGCCAAAGUGCAGCGGAUAUUAUCUACGCUUGACGUGUGUGUCUGUUCAACGCUCUGCAAUGUCAUCUCGGUUCAUCUGUAUACUUCAGCACAAUGAUAAGGCGGAUAUGGAAACAACAAUCGCCUCUCGGCUUUGUUCUGAAUGUGGAAGGGAAUUCAAAUCUAGAAGCGGCUACAAUCGGCAUGUCCGAAUGCAUCAAGGACAGGCACCAUACCGCUGUUGCGGGAAGAUGUAUUUUGAUAAGGACAAGCUAACGAUGCACAGAAAUCAUACACAUGGAGAGGAGGCUAGGGAGAAAUGUGACGAGUGCGGAAAGCGAUUUGCCACACGUCAACAGGUCGCAAAACAUUUAUCAGUCGUGCACUGUGAAGCAAGACCAAGUUUCAAAUGCGAUACGUGCUGUUUACACUACACAUCCAAACAGGGUCUCCAGGACCACAUCGUGUCCCAACACGAGGGACGAGCUGUGCACGCCUGUCACUGUGGCAAGACUUACAGACACGCUACAAAUCUGUACAGACAUAAAAAAUCAGACAAACAUUAAUUUUGGACGUGCGAAUCAAUCAGGAAUUGUAUUAACCCCUAUUUAAACCAUUGUUUUGGCAAUCAUUUUAAUAUCAAUUUGUUGCUAUUUUGGAAAGCACACCUGCGACUAGUUUUUGCUUUAGCGAAUAUUUUAAUUAUUUUGAAAAUUUAUGUCACAUUACUUCUGUUUUUGUCGUUCAGUUUUUGUUUUAUUUUCGUUUUCCAAUCGUUGUGUGAAUAUUUGCUCCUAGUCGGAUCUCGCGUUUUUAUAGUUAUACAUGUAUGUUUAAGUUUGUUUGUUUUUAUGUUUUGUAUUUGCUCAUUUGAUUGAUUUAUGUGAUUUAAACUGUGAUUAUACUGUGCUUAAACUGUGAUCUCAUAUAUAUAGGAUCUGGCACGAGUUGUCAUAUCAUACCAUAUUUUAUUAAACGAGUUCAGGAAUUUUGUUAGUAAGCGAGCCUUCGGCGACCUUACUAACGAAUUUCCUGGACGAGUUUAAUAAAAUAUGAUGAUCGUUUGAUAUGACAACGAGUGUCAUAUUAUUUUUAUCACAUGCUUUGAAAUGAGCAAAUUAAGUAACUAUUUAAGCAAACAUAAUGAUAAAUCCCGAAUGUUGUUUACAUUUCGUGACGUCAAUUGACGUUGCAACGUCAUUUCAUCAAAAUAACAAAAUGCUAUUGGUCUAUCAAACGAAAACAAAAACUAAGCCAAUGAAAACGCUUAAAAAGUAUAUAACACAUGUGUAAGAUAAAAAAUUUCUUAGUGGUUAUAUUACAUGGGAAACAGGGUAUGGUAUGUGAUAAAUAAAUAAAUAUAU
Messenger RNA from Dreissena polymorpha, 1910 nucleotides. Its product is annotated as zinc finger protein 2-like. The transcript has 3 exons. Bases 627 to 1112 code for a protein of 161 amino acids. Gene Ontology annotation, molecular function: DNA-binding transcription factor activity, RNA polymerase II-specific; RNA polymerase II cis-regulatory region sequence-specific DNA binding. Gene Ontology annotation, biological process: regulation of DNA-templated transcription. NCBI's taxonomy places the organism in Eukaryota, Metazoa, Mollusca, Bivalvia, Myida, Dreissenidae. The record is from RefSeq and is a predicted model, not a curated record.